CGUCUCCUCCGCUGCGCUCGAGUCUCUUCAGCUCCUGCGGAAAAGCGCAUUGUUUAUUUGGUUUGGUUUGAACGCGCAGCUUUCGAGCGAUGGAUUCAUAAAUAAGCGACUGGUUUCUUAUCUGAUUCAGCCCUCUGGAGCUGUGAUUAGAUCAGAAGUGUUUGAUUGGACAGCGAGGUGCACCUGAGCAUCAACAAAAGACUCAGCGGAUCCAUGUUUAUUCAUGCAUAUUGUGCCUGAGUGCGUAACCGCUCUGGCACGCCUGCGCACAAACACCCCGGAUCGAACCUGAAUCAGAUCGGAUUGGGUCGGGUCGGAUCGGAUCGGAUCGGAUUUGGAUGCCGUGGUAAGGAAAUCAAGCGAGGCUGUGAAGCUGAAGAUGUGGCUCCACCCGGAGGAGGUGUUGCUGGCUGGUGCGCUUUGGGUCACCGAGCGCGCAAACCCCUACUUCAUCCUGCAGAAGAGGAAAGGACAUGGAGAAGGAGGAGGAGGACUAGCUGGUUUGUUGGUAGGGACUCUGGACGUCGUCCUGGACUCCAGUGCACGUGUGGCUCCGUACAGGAUCCUUUAUCAGACGCCUGACUCGCUGGUGUACUGGAUCAUCGCCCACGGGAGCUCCCGUAGAGAGAUCACCGAACACUGGGAGUGGCUGGAACACAAUCUCCUGCAGACGCUGUCUAUAUUUGAGAAUGAAAACGACAUCACUACUUUCGUGAAGGGCAAGAUUCAGGGCAUCAUUGCUGAAUACAACAAAAAUCAUGACAUUAAAGAAGACGAUGACACGGAAAAGUUCAAGGAAGCCACCGCUAAGUUUCGGAGGUUGUUCGGGAUGCCAGACGAGGAGAAGCUGGUGAAUUACUACUCCUGCAGUUACUGGAAGGGCCGAGUGCCCAGGCAGGGCUGUCUCUACCUCAGCAUCAACCACCUCUGCUUCUACUCUUACCUGCUGGGAAAGGAGGCCAAGCUCUUGGUUCGCUGGGCUGACAUCACUCAGCUGGAGAAGAACGCCACCCUGCUGCUGCCAGACAUGGUACGAGUGAGCACCCGCUGCAGCGAGCACGUCUUCUCUGUGUUCCUCAACAUCAAUGAGAGCUUCAAGCUCAUGGAGCAGCUGGCCAACAUCGCCAUGCGCCAGCUCCUGGACAACAAGGGCUUCGAACAGGACCGCUCCCUGCCCAAGCUUAAGAGGAAGUCACCUAAGAAGGUGUCCGCCCUCAAGAGGGAUCUGGAUGCCAGAGCUAAAAGUGAACGAUACCGCACGUUGUUCCGCCUGCCGAAAGACGAGAAGCUGGAUGGACACACUGACUGCACGCUGUGGACUCCUUUCAACAAGAUGCACAUCCUGGGCCAAAUGUUCGUCUCCACCAACUACAUCUGCUUCACCAGUAAAGAGGAGACCAUGUGUAGCCUCAUCAUCCCCCUCCGAGAGGUGACCAUUGUGGAGAAGGCAGACAGCUGUAAUGUAUUGCCUAGCCCACUAUCAAUCAGCACCAAGAACCGAAUGACCUUCCUGUUCGCUAACCUGAAAGACCGUGACUUCCUGGUGCAGAGGAUCUCUGACUUCCUGCAGCAGACGUCCUCCAAGAUCUACUUCGAGCGAGAGAUCACAGGCAGCCUCACCAGCUCAGAUGAUGAGGUGUACUCCCAGCACAGCAGUCUUCUCUCCAGCAGUCCACAGCGCAGCAGUCUGGGCUCUGAGGGCGAGAGCGAGCGCCAGUUCAACCUCAAUGACAACAGUGUUCCCACGGCAACACAGGCCCUCAUGACCAUGUACCGUCGCCGCUCGCCUGAGGAGUUCAACCCCAAACUGGCUAAGGAGUUCCUGAAAGAGCAGGCCUGGAAGAAUCACUUUGCAGAAUAUGGCCAGGGUGUGUGCAUGUACCGCACGGAGAAGACCAAAGAGCUGGUGCUCAAAGGCAUCCCAGAGAACAUGAGAGGAGACCUGUGGCUUCUGUUCUCUGGGGCGAUUAAUGAGAUGGCUACUCACCCUGGCUACUAUGAGGACUUGGUGGAGAAGUCGAUGGGAAAAUAUAAUUUAGCCACAGAAGAAAUUGAGCGUGACCUUCACCGCUCGCUGCCCGAACACCCGGCCUUUCAGAACGAGAUGGGCAUCGCCGCACUGAGACGAGUUCUCACUGCGUAUGCUUUCCGCAACCCCAACAUCGGCUACUGUCAGGCGAUGAACAUUGUGACGUCAGUGUUGCUGCUCUACGCUAAGGAGGAGGAGGCUUUCUGGCUGCUGGUGGCGCUGUGUGAGAGGAUGCUCCCAGACUACUAUAACACCAGAGUUGUGGGUGCGUUGGUGGAUCAGGGUGUGUUCGAGGAGUUGGCCCGUGUGCACGUCCCUCAGCUGUACGACUGCAUGCAGGAGCUGGGUGUGAUCUCGACCAUUUCUCUGUCCUGGUUCCUCACGCUCUUCCUGUCUGUCAUGCCCUUCGAGAGCGCUGUGGUCGUAGUCGACUGUUUCUUCUACGAGGGCAUUAAGCUCAUCUUUCAGCUGGCGCUGUCUGUUCUCGACGCCAACAUCCACCAGCUGCUCAAUUGCAAGGAUGACGGAGAAGCCAUGACGGUUCUCGGCAGGUAUCUAGACAGUGUUACCAAUAAGGACAGCACUCUGCCCCCAAUCCCACACCUACACUCGCUCCUCACUGAUGAUGGAGAACCUCAUCCUGAGGUGGACAUCUUUAAACUAGUGCGCAGCUCCUAUGAGAAAUUCGGUUCUAUUCGGGCGGAUGUGAUCGAACAGAUGCGCUUCAAGCAGAGGCUGAGGGUCAUCCAGACUAUAGAGGACACGACCAAGCGCAAUGUGGUUCGAACUAUAGUCACAGAGACGGCGUUCAGCAUGGAUGAGCUGGAAGAGCUUUACUCAUUAUUUAAGGCCGAACACCUGACCAGCUGUUACUGGGGCGGCACGAGUAACCCGAUGGACCGUCAUGACCCGAGUCUGCCCUACCUGGAGCAGUACCGCAUGGACCUGGAGCAGUUUAAGGGCCUGUUCUUGGUGCUCUUUCCCUGGGCCAGUGGCGCACACACCGAUGGCCUUGCUGUCCGCUUCUUCCGGCUGCUCGACCAGAACGCGGACGCGCUCAUCAACUUCCGAGAGUUCAUUAACGGCCUUGGUGUCCUGUGCCAUGGCGACCUGACUGAGAAACUAAAACUCCUCUAUAAGAUGCACAUACUGCCAGAUGUACGUCAUGAGCAGGACGAGCCAGAUUCGGCUUUUGAGGCCACGCAGUAUUUCUUUGAGGACAUCACCCCUGAGACCUCCAAUGGCCUUGUACCGAAGAACAGGAGUGAGAAAGAUGACGGAUUUGUUAGGGUCACGUUCAAGAAUGAAAAAGUGAAGAAAAUGCAGACUCCUGAUUAUCGUGCGUACUUGCGCUUGUGGAACCAGGAGAUGAAAUCUAAAACCGAGAGCAUGAAGGAUCUCCCCAAACUCAACCAGGGGCAGUUCAUCGAGCUGUGCAAGACUCUGUACAACAUGUUCAGCGAAGACGCUAAUGAGCAGGAGCUAUACCACGCUACAGCCACAGUGACCAGCCUGCUGCUGGAGAUGGGGGAGGUGGGAAAGCUGUUCUGCAGCCCCUCCAGCAAGGAGGAUGAUGCUGAUGAUGAGGAGGACGACGAAGACGAGGAGCAGGCCACCGCAAGACACAGGAAGCAGCAGAGGACUCGGCAGGAUUCGUUAAACCGCUCUGUUGACGACAAGCUCCCCAACACGGCGCCUAUGGAGGACAUCAAGCUGGACGAAUCGCCCAAAGACACAGGAGCGUCCUCGGCCAUGCUCGUCUCUGAUGACGAGACCAAAGAUGACACAUCGGUGUCCUCGUACUCAGUACUGAGCACAGGCUCGCACGAGAUGGACGAGAAGCUUCAGUGUGAGGAUAUCACUGAGGACACGGUGCUGGUGCGCAGUGGUGCCGGCGGAGAUGGGAUCCCACACAGCACUAGUAUCGAUAAGGACUGGGCCAUAACCUUUGAGCAGUUUCUGGCCUCGGUGCUCACUGAACAAGCUUUGGUGCGCUACUUUGAGAAACCUGUGGACAUCACGGCUCGCAUUGCGAAUGCAAAGAACGUGCGGAAGGGAGGGCAGACACACACGUCCGUCAGCGAUUAUGAGAUCUCGCUCUCGGGCUAAACUGGAUGGACAGUCUUUUAUAAAAAAAACAAAACACAAAAAAAAAAAAAACCCUGACAUCUGCGUUCACCUUUAAAGUUUACGUCAAUGUUCCAAACAUGCACAAAAUGAGACAACAGAAACUCAACUAGUUUAACACUGGGAGUAAACAUUACCAAACUACAUCUUAAAAACAAAUGCUAAAAAUGGUCGAUCUGUAUUUCAAACUGAUCUUCGAAGCCACGUUUAAAGCUCUGCAUACGUACACACUGUCAUCCUCUCAACUACCUUUUUCUUAAUCGAUUUAAAUCAUGUAUAUUUCUCGAAGACACUGGAUAUUUUAGAAAGGAAACAAAGUGGCUCUUGGCUGCGUAUUUUCUCUAAUGUGAAUUCACCACGAAGAGUUUGAGAUUCUGGACCUGAAGGACUGUGAAAGAAAGAUCCUUGAUUUUGAAAUGGGAUUGAACAGAUUCUUGUCUUUUUAAUUUAAAAAGGAUGGAAGGAUUUGCAUACAUAUAUAUAUUACAUGCUUGGUGUACUUUAUAUGAAGUAAUAAUGUUUAUCAGUAUGUAAUACAGGUAGACCGUGUAUAGUCGUGUCGUGUCUACGCUUAUACUGAUUGCCUAUUCAGGGAGUGACCAGUCCUUGUCUUUGUGACGCGAAAGGAACUCGGUUUAAGUAGAUUUUAAAGGAAUACUUCACUCCAGAAAUGCAGUUUUUGGGUUCGGAUCACUGAGUGACGCUGUUCCUUUAGCACAGUGAUAAUUUUGAAUGUAGGAUGUGCAAGAAGCCAUGGGACUGGAGGAAGAGAACGGACAUUGAAAUGAACAGAUACCCUGCUGUAAAGUCUAAGCAUGACUGAUUGAUUUUGUCUCUGAUUCGACACUGUCCUGUUAGAAAUCACUACAUUAAUACUUCCAGACGUCUACAGUCUACGGCUGCCUCCUUAUUUGACAAAUAGUGCAAUACGUGUUGAAAAGGAACCAGUCUAGGAUUCAUCUAUCCAUUUUUGCUGCGUCAUUCAUUUUUUGUUUUCUGUUUCUGGCACCUGCACUUUGAGAUCCAUUCUUCACUCUAACCCAUGCAACGAUGUACUGUAUCUUACCAUAGAAGACCUACAGAUCUCAUUAAAUCACACAUACAAGACCCCACACCACAUCAAAACCCUUCUGAAGGUUUACGGUUUAUUUUCAUCUUUUCUCUGUUUCUUUCCUCACCCUCACAUGCAUGUGGCAUGACCGUCCACUUUCAUGUAAGCUUUUUCUUUUCUUUAAAUAAUACACUUUUAAUGCUGCUGUUUUUAGUAGUUUCUCUGUGGAUUGUUUUAAGUGUCCAGUAAAGAUUUGCUCUAAAUAAUAAAAAAAAAAAAAAAAAAAAAGAAUAC
Molecule: messenger RNA, 5501 nt
Organism: Neoarius graeffei (lesser salmon catfish)
Lineage: Eukaryota; Metazoa; Chordata; Actinopteri; Siluriformes; Ariidae
Gene: tbc1d9
Product: TBC1 domain family, member 9 (with GRAM domain)
Exons: 22
Coding region: 380-4138 (1252 amino acids)
Molecular function (GO): calcium ion binding
Source: RefSeq, a predicted model, not a curated record